Messenger RNA from Saccostrea cuccullata (small rock oyster), 1230 nucleotides. RefSeq lists its product as uncharacterized. The transcript is spliced from 3 exons. NCBI's taxonomy places the organism in Eukaryota, Metazoa, Mollusca, Bivalvia, Ostreida, Ostreidae. Bases 534 to 935 code for a protein of 133 amino acids. The record is from RefSeq and is a predicted model, not a curated record.
UGAUAUUGAAUACUGUUCGUUAUCUCCAUAUCCUUCAUUCUUUGUAAAACAAAGCCAAGGUCCUCCAAUUAACUUUUGGAAUCCUUAUUCCCGGCGAUUCUAAUUAUAUCCCCUUUAUAACUCAGUUUUUCUUAAAAUUAUUUAAAAAUCUUGCUCUGGCAUACAAAUCAGAAAUAUAUUGACGACAUUUUAUCUAUUAAUUAACAUUGCCCCCUUUCAUUCAAACGUUGCAUGUACGUGAACACUUUCUAAGUUUCUACAAGUGUGCUUAUAUAUUAAAUAUAAGAAAUUCAUUUUCAAAACGUUUACCUUUAAAACAUAAAUAUUUUAUCUCCUUUCUUUCAAUCAAAAUACUUGUCAAGGACAUACAUACAUGUGUGAACUAAGUUCAAAGCAUAUUAAUUAAAUUGUCACAAAGAGGACCCUGACCGAGAUGAAAGAAGAGAGGGCACAAAGGUUCCAUCUUUGAUCCUCAGAUUUACACAAGAUCAACCCAAAUUAUUGAAAUCUAUAAUUCACAGAUAAGAGUCCUGAUGAUCCUUUGUUUUGUGGCAGUACCAUCCUGCAGGACUCGCUCCGUGGAAGAGGUAUUCAAUCAAGGUACUGCAGUUGAUUCGGGUCCUUCCAAAAUAAAACCAGAAAAGGACAAUCCCAUCGACAACAACAAUGAAAUUCCCAUACUGUUCCAGAUGGAAGGAGUAGGAGGAUCGUCAACUCCACCUUUAAUUACUCAGCCCAUUGAACUAGAGGAAUCUGGAUUAGACAAGAAGGUGCUAGGACUGCCGGGAUGGGAGUACGUCAUGGUUUCUCUGGUUGUUGUGGCUGCUGUUGGAGUUGGAGGAAGUGUCGCAAUCGUCUGCAAAAAGUGUUGUGGUUUAGCGGGAAAAGGUGUUACUAAGAAAAGUGAAGGUGAAGGACAAAUAAGAACGUCUUAAUUGUCUUACUUUAGUUUAUUAUAUGUGGAAGGAGUGACAGUAGAAGAAUCAUUUUAUUUUUGACCACAUCUGAUACUGUACAAUACGAUUAUAGUAGACUCUAUAAGCUCAUCUGAAAAAAAAAGGAACUCGAAAGGAUACUGUAUUUGAUUAAUCCAUACAUGCUGAAAGAGCAUCAAAUAUUGUUUUGAUUGGGAAACUUCUACAUUUAAUGAUCACUUAUGGUGUAGAUUUUAAUAUACUUGUUUUCAUACAAACAUUUCAAGUCACUUCAAAUCUAAUGCUUCGUUUAAGG